Messenger RNA from Verticillium dahliae VdLs.17, 1449 nucleotides. RefSeq names its product quinate permease. Gene Ontology annotation, molecular function: carbohydrate:proton symporter activity. NCBI's taxonomy places the organism in Eukaryota, Fungi, Ascomycota, Sordariomycetes, Glomerellales, Plectosphaerellaceae. Gene Ontology annotation, cellular component: membrane. Gene Ontology annotation, biological process: transmembrane transport; carbohydrate transport. The transcript has 5 exons. The coding region runs from base 1 to 1449 and encodes 482 amino acids. The record is from RefSeq and is a predicted model, not a curated record.
AUGUCGAAAGCUUUGGGCACUUUCCGAGCCGUCUACCUUGUCGCGCUUUGCUGUGUCGGCUCAUUCUUGUUCGCGUACGACACAGGUAUCGUUGGUGGCAUCCUCACCUUUCCCAGUUUUCGGAGAGACUUUCGUUAUGAAGAAAAGGAUCGAGCAACUGUCGGUUCUAACUCGACCAGUCUUCUACAAGCUGGAGCUUUCUUCGCUUGCUUUUUCGUCUGGCCUUUCACAGCCCGUUUUGGCCGCCGUUGGUCUAUCGUUCUUGCUUCAGUCAUCUUUAACAUCGGCGCCGUCAUCCAAACGAUCAACACCCACUCGCUGGGCGCAUUCUACGCUGCCCGCGUCAUCAGCGGCAUCGGUGUUGGCAUGGCCACGGUCAUCAUCCCCAUGUACUCGGCCGAGAUGGCGCCCAAGAACAUCCGCGGCACCCUCGGCAGCAUGUUUCAGUUCUUCUUCACAAUGGGUGUCAUGACCUCGUACUGGAUCGACUAUGCCGUUGAGAAGCACAUGGACGAUGUGACAGCGCAGUGGCAAGUUCCCGUCGGCCUGCAACUCGUUCCAGGCGCCAUUCUAGGCCUGGGCAUGCUCUUUACCAGAGAAAGCACUCGCUGGCUGGCGAAGAAAGGUCGGAUGGAGGAGGCCCUGGCGUCCUUGGUCUGGGUUCGCGGAGGAGACUCUCCAGACGUCGAGGAAGAAUGGGCCGAGAUCCUGGCGGGGAUUGAAGAGGAAGAUCGUGUCAAGUCCGGUGUCACCUGGAAGGAGCUUCUGCAACCCAUCAACAGAUGGCGCGUAAUUCUCAUCAUUGCUCUGCAGAUUGACGCACCUCAAAUCUUCUCGCUCGUCGGCGCCGGCCAGAACAAGCUGCUUCUUACCGGCUUCUUCGGCGUCUGCAAGGUUGUAGCCUGUCUCUUCUUCCUGCUGUUCCUCGUUGAGCGCAUCGGUCGCCGCGGCUCUCUGAUGCUGGGCGCCUUCCUCAUGGGCACGUACAUGCUCAUAGUCGCUGUCCUGACUGUCACGUUCCCGCCGAACCCAGACCAAGGCCUGACGCCGCCGUCGAUUGCGUCCCUGACCAUGAUUUACCUCGAGGCUAUGAGCUACAACAUCUCCUGGGGCCCCGUGCCAUGGGUGUACAUGGGCGAGAUCUUCCCAACGCGCAUCCGCGAGGCGGGUAUCGCAAUUGGUACAUCAACGCAGUGGCUUUUCAACUUUGUCUUCUCGCAGGUCACACCUCACGCUGUGGAGAAUCUCGGCUGGCGCACGUUCCUGAUGUUUGCCAUAUUCAACUGGGCGCUUGUUGUCUUCGUGUGGUUCUUCAUCAAAGAGACGAAGGGGAAGUCGCUAGAGGAGAUGGAAGCCUUGUUUGCCCGACAAAUCGGCGUCAAGGAUCAUGAGGCUGCGAGAGAGGGCACGAAGAUUAAUGGACCGGAAGAUCAAUCCGAGCUAAGAUAG